CCCCGGCGCCCAUCGCACAGCACCCGUCCUCUCUCUGUUCGCGCCGCCACAGCCUCACGCCGAGAAGAGGAAAAAUCAGGGGAGCGCAGCCAAUCAACCGAGGCCGCAAAAAGUCUCGGAAGCCGCGGGAGUAAGCGAGGAGAGAUCGGUGAUGGAGGAGGACACAGGCCAGGGUCCCGGCAAGAACCUUUCGGAGCCUCCUCUCGCCGCCGUAGAGGUCGAGGUGGAGGCCGAGGACGAGGAAGACGACGGGUUCAGCUUCCCGGCCCUGCCGCUCGCCGCCGACGCGUGCGUCGUGCCCGUGUACCCGAUCUUCGGCCGGCCGCCGUCCCCGCCGCCGACGGGGGAGGCGGGGGAGGACGAGCCGGAGACGGCCACCUUGCGGGUGCCGCUGGGCCGGCUCCUGCUGGAGGAGCGGGAGUUCCGCGCGCGGCAGGAGGACGCGCGGUCGGCGAGCGCGCGGGCCUGGCAGGAGGAGGACGGCGAAGAGGCCUCCGCCGCCGCGGACGAGGAGCUGGAGGGCGUGCCGCCGGAGAGCUACUGCCUGUGGGCGCCCGGCGGCGGCCCGGCGCUGGAGUCGGCGCCGGCGUCCCCGCGGCGGUGCCGGAAGAGCGGCUCCACGGGGUCGGUCCUCCGCUGGCGCCGCAUCAGCGAACGCCUCGUCGGCCGGAGCCACAGCGACGGCAAGGAGAAGUUCGUGUUCCUGACCGCCGCCGCCGCCGCCGGUCCGGAGCCGCCGCCGCCGCCUCCUCCUCGUCACAAGGAAGAGGAGGAAGGCGGCGGCAGCACCAUCAAAGUCCGCGAUGGCGUAGGCGCGGCCAAUCAGUUGAGAUAUUACGGCAGAGGCGGCGGCGGCGGCAGCGGCAGCCGGAGGCGCUCGUACCUGCCGUACAAGCAAGAGCUCGUCGGGCUGUUCGCCAACAUCAGCGGGCUGCGCCGGAGCUAUCACCCGUUCUAACGCGCUUCCUCCAAGCUGUCCGUAGGAUCCUUGCUUACUUGCUUUCUGUGCAUACUCUGGCUACGAGUACUAUACACUUGUUUUACAGUUAAAUAAUUAUCGGCUUGGAUCAAUAGGAUUAGUGUACAAAUAGCUAGCACGGCCUCAUCAACGUUGUUUGCAUUGGUAUGUCAAAAAGGGCAAAAAGAAGGUAAUGGAGCACUAGAGCAGCGUGUACUGUGAUACUCGCAUGUUAUUUUUGGUUUUGUUUGUUUAUUCAUUUUCAUAAUGCGACCCAUGUUUCUCUGCCUCCUUCA
This is a messenger RNA of Panicum hallii, 1254 nucleotides long. RefSeq lists its product as uncharacterized. NCBI's taxonomy places the organism in Eukaryota, Viridiplantae, Streptophyta, Magnoliopsida, Poales, Poaceae. The coding region runs from base 152 to 958 and encodes 268 amino acids. The record is from RefSeq and is a predicted model, not a curated record. The transcript has a single exon.